Macrobrachium nipponense is the source of this 5971-nucleotide messenger RNA. RefSeq lists its product as uncharacterized. Lineage: Eukaryota; Metazoa; Arthropoda; Malacostraca; Decapoda; Palaemonidae. The coding region runs from base 215 to 3547 and encodes 1110 amino acids. Gene Ontology annotation, molecular function: calcium ion binding. The record is from RefSeq and is a predicted model, not a curated record. The transcript has 7 exons.
UGUAGAACUGUUGUGAGGGAAGGGUACAUCUUGUGCGUUAGUUGACGGGACUUGACUGACUUACCUUCUGCCGUUGAAGGAUCAAUUAUAAGAAUUGUUUUUCUCAGUGGGGUUUGUUGUUAAAAGAUAAACAAUCAGUUUACAGUAAACAACUCCGACACAGCGUACCGGCAACCUUUGGAGUGGAAAUAUCCGAUACAACAAAUCAGAUGGGAUGGACCGCGGACGACCAUCCGGUGCGGGCGGGCCAAAGGGCCUGGUGGCAGGAGUGAAAGCCGCCCUCAAACCUCGCUCCCAAACCGCCAAGUCCCAUUCGAGACCUCAGGUCGAGGAAGAGGACGAAGAAGCGCACAAGCAGUCCAGCAACGACUCAGCCACGAUGUCUUCGAAAAGCCACAGGUCGCCGAAGUCUCCCUUCGCUGGCUGGAAAAGGUCAAGGUCAAAGGAAAAGGCCAAGAAGGAUUCCACCAAGUCCAAGGAUCCCAAGGCCAAUCGACAUAAUCCCACGGGGCCCUGUUCAAAAUCUCAGGCAGAGAGACUGAGCGCUUACAUAUCCGACGACUAUUCCUCCUACGGUUCCGACGCCUCGGAAAUGCUCCGAGACAUCCAGACAGGACGUUACACCAGCUUCAGGAGCCACAGUGAAUCGCACGACCGCCGAGUCUCGAACAAAGUCAUGUGCGAGCAGCCUCUGACAGCUGAUCAACAAUGGCUAGUGGCAGAGCCCUACACCAGUGAAUCAGAGGACCCUUACAGCAAAGAGCUGGACUACUGUUUCGCAAACAGUAGGUACGUAAACCUUCCUACGGGCUGUUUUGGGGUCCCCUGUGCUGGAUUUCCUAAAAGUGGUACAAGUAAUUUUAAUGCCAGUAAAGAGAACAGUUUUGAAAGUGGUUUACGUUAUGGCAAUACCUUGAGGCCUUACAAUCAUGACAGCAAUGGUUUAAGUCCCAUCCAUUCAGUUCCCGUAAACAAUGAACAGAACCACGAUAAGAAAACGUAUGAUCUGGUCAGGGAGUGUGUGGAAAAAACAUAUCAGAAACCAAGUUUGGGUGUAACCACAGGUGUCACUUUUAAUCUUUGGGGAGGCAAUAAUCAACUGGAUAUGAUUGGAACAGAGGAUCAGAACUCUUCAGAAGGCUCUAGUUGUGCUGUUCGAGUAAGAGGAGAUGGAAGUGAAGCGCAAGAUGUUAUUUCCCCAGAAUUCAAAAUUGAAGAAGAAAUCAAAGUGGGAGGAGGUUCUUCACUUACAAUGGGGAGACAGUCAUGGUUGAAGUCUGCUUUAACUUAUAACUUAGAAGUGCCUGAAUUUCCUAGAAAUGAGGUUGUGGUAUUGGCCCUUGGUAUUGACCAAUAUAUUGAAGAGGUUUUCCGCUAUCUAGAUCAUUCUGGGGAGGGGAAAGUUCAUGUGGAAGACUUUAAAGCUCUGUGCAAUGUUUUAGGCUUGAAGGAUAAAGAUAAGGAAGAGCAGAAAUCGUAUUCGAAAAGGUGCCAGUGCAUGGGAUCAAAUCUAACUCUGAAUGGGUCAGCAAGCAAUCCUCAGAUGAAUGCUGACAGUUCAAGGGAGAAUGAAUGUCCGAUUCAUUUAUCAUUCACUGAAUUCCACAACAACCUUUGCGAGAGUUUCAUCAUGGGAGCAAAAACCGAAAGCAUUAUACCACUAGCAUCCAGAAGGCCCACCAAUCCAAAAUUGGUUACAUCAGUGGUGCAGGUUCAGAGGCGAUACGAUGUUUUGGACAAUAUUGCCAAAUGCCUCGAUGAAGUGAGUGCUGGACUCGACGCAGAUGAGAACAAGAUGAUUGCUGAAUGCCCUGCUGCUGGAGUUGUAUGCUGUAAGUGUCAACAGUCAGCACUGCAGCAGCAACACGUUGACAAAAAUUCCAACAUAGCUCUACAGCCAGUAGAUUCUGAGCAUGCAUUUCUGAAAAAACAAGUUCUCCUCCAGCAGCAGGAACUGCAGUGUUUAAGAGAAGUGAUAGAAGAUAUGCGUGUAGCACUCCAGAGCUCAGAUGCUGAAAACCUAGCACUUCAAGUCAAGACACUGAGGUCACACGGACCUUCGCUAGGCUCGUCAAUUCACGAUCUGUCCCUCACUGACGAAGAGGACACCAUUGAUGACCUAGUUAGGCAACUGACUGCUCUGAGCAAGCCUAUCAAGGCAGAUCAGUGUGAAGGUACAUCACCAAUAGCUUUAAGCAAAUUGAUUUCCUCUUCCUCCAAAGAGAGCCAAACAGAGGUCGAGGGUCCAAACACGACGGAGGAUCCUCUCAACACAGCAUUCAUCGCAGGGGAUUACUCUCUAGAAAAAGAGCUUCAGGCUACUUAUGAGGCACUCCAGGCAGCCAGAGAGGAGAGAGAAGCUACGCAGGCUGAUCUCCAAAGGGUUGUGGGGGACUUGCAAGAGCGCGAGAGAGACCUCCGGGGCGCUGAGCUGAGUCUGAAGGCAGCCCACACUGCCCUGGAAAAAGUUCAGUACGACAAUCAAGCCCUCGUUAUGGAGAUUGCCGAGACAAGGAGCCAUUUAGAGGAGACAAGGCAAAAACUUCUAGAAACUACAGAAAACCUCCAACAGGCCAGAGAAUCUAUCCUCCAAAAGGAGAAGCUUCUGAGGGACGCACACAUCAAACUGAAUAAGAUCAGGAACUCAAGAGAGCGUGUGGUCGAAUGUGUGUGUUCGGCGCGGAACCUGGUGGCGGGCAGCCUGGAUCAAGUGAGGGCAGGUGAACAGGCCCUCAAUUCCCUGGUGGCACUCUCGGCAUUCUCGCUCCAGCACGAGUCCUUCCCCUAUUCUAAACCACAAAGGUUGGACAGUUACUGUCGUGCUGACAGCGGCCUUUACAGCGAGGAAAGUGAAAGGGAGGAAGACUUCAGAAGGUCACCAGAGAGGUCUACUGGCCAUAACUCAGCCUCCGAGGACGACCUAUGGCUCCUAAAUAAAUCCAAAGAGAGCCUCAAGGAAUCUCUGCUGCACCACAACAAUCAAACCAGCGGUUCCUCCAGCAUCUCCUCGUGCAGCCCGAACUCCCUGUCGAGCCCAGCCUCCGAAUACGACAGCCCUGUCCCCCCGAGGGGGCAGACAUCGCCCAUGGUGAUCACAGACUUGGAGGAUUCGCCAGAAGUAGCCUCCAUCUCUCCAUGGCCUAAAACGCGUCCGAAUGGCUUGACGUCGAACUCGACUGAGAUCAUCGAGGGGUUGGAAAGAGAACUCAGAAACCUUCAGCUGACGCUGGACGAGGCAGAGUUGGAGUGGCAACAAGAGAAGACGUGCCCUCCUCAGAAGCCGACGGAGAAGAAAAUCAAAGAAGAAGAAACAGCCCUUCUGGAGAACGAGCUCCGAGAAGUGGAGGCCGAGAGAAUGAGGCUUGCCCUCAUCGAGGAGAAACUCAGGCAGCUCCUUCAAGUGCUGCUUUCCGUUGCGGAUUUGAACCUAUCGCGACGGACCCUAGGCCGACUCGUCCUCGAGGCGGUGGAGGACGCUGCCGGGGUUAAAUUGGGGAGAUGGGCUUCGGCACCAGCGCCAACGAAGACGGGAAGGUGUCGCCGUUGACCUUCUUGACGAACCUCCUCUCUUCCACUUCCAACUACCAGGUGCUCUCCACAGAGUCCCUCAUGCAGCUGGCCUUCCAAGGGCUCAGCUUCCCCCCUUGUAUCCCGGAACUGCCAGAGCCCAUCGAAGCGACGCUCGGAUGAGAGAGGUGCCACAGAACGAUGUCCUAUGACAGACCAAAUGCCCCACCCACCUCUGUUGCACUGAAAAGAUUAUUUUGGGGCAUGUUCCUUGGGAAAUGGGAAUCUUUACAACAGAUGUGCUUGCACAGAAGAAUAUUUAGAGACGAAAUCAACCAUUAACCAUAAAUACAGAGCAGAAUUAGGCAGUCCUUGAGAACAAUAAGAUGUCAUCAUCUGGAGCUGCCAAGUCCACAAACACAGAAUGCUGCACGUGUUCUCGACUUAAGAGGAAAAUAUAUACAAACUUGCAAAAUAUUCCGAGAAGAAUUUCAAGACUUUCAGAGGUAGUAAGUAAAUACACUAUUAUGAAAAUACUUUGAUAAUCAAAACAUAAACAUGAAGUAAACCACAAACUUACACAGUAUUUAAAAACAGGCCAGAAUUCCAGAAACAUGAAAAGUUUAAAAUUAAAUGAUUCUGUACAAGAGAUGAAAACAAUACAGUGAAGUAAACCGCUGAUAAAAAGCUAAAAAUUAAAAAUAUAUAAUGAUAAAUCUUCAACAAUUCAAACUGAGUUAAUACAAGACUUUCAUACUAUGCAAUAUAUCUUCAAGUAGAUCAGUAAGAACUAUGUUAGAAAUUACUAGAUAACUGGGAAUGCACAUCGACCUUUCAAAUAAUUCAAACAAGGCCAGAUGAUUCGUUUGAAGCACGAAACACCAGGCAACUGACACUGGGAAAGUGCAAUCACAAACUUGACCUAAUCUUGUCGAACAUUUACAGAUCUUGUACUUAAAACCACACGACAGCUUGUGAUAAUUUCAGACGCUGAAAAAACACCGAUCUACGGCUGGUAGGUUCUUAAAUCAAAUUAAAUUGAUCUCUAAUACAUGCAUAUUAUCUAAAUAAACAUAUAUUUAUUUUACUAUGAAGAUAACUGAGACGGGUAGUAUAAACCGGUGGAAAUCUGACUCGGUACCACACAUGACAAUUGAGAAGUGACCAACACCUACCGCUUAACAUUUACACAGAAUAUUUCUGCCUCUCCAAGAGAUGUAGUGCACAGUCGUUCACGGUGAAAUCUCAAACCUAUAUAAAUACCUCAUUUCUUUUUUAUUUCUGUCCAGUAUCCGUGCGAUAUUGUACAUGAACCACAGAAACUCCGAAGCUUAGUAGAGUCGACGUCAUCCUUGGAUGACGUACGAAUUUGAAAGGCUUCCUUGCUGCCUGUAUUCUCUAUCUAUAGACCUUCGCCUGGACACUGUAUCUCCAACUGUUAGAAUUCCAAGUCAAUCACAAAUUCAGCUCCUAUUUCCUCUAAGACACUUAUCCUCAAGAGAGAUUAAAUAGAUAAAUACUCGAUUCUCAGUAAAGGGUUCAGGAUGACACACACCUUGCCUUACAAGGGCAACUGGGCACGUGAGAGCGUUUUUGGCGAAAAACUGAAUUUGCUCUAGAAGUCCAUACCCUCUGAUCUUGAUCACUCCGUCAGGGUCAUUGUGGGUUGGCCUGGGUGAAAGGGGUUUGGGGGCAGGUGUGAUUAUAACAGUGAGAAACGGAUAUUGCACAAACCACAAAGGUAGGCAAGAAUGAAUUCUUCUUCUUUUUCUUCAGUGGUCUGAGUCUGUCAUAUGCACAGUGACAUAGUUAUCCCUGACAAUUACCAAAAAAACAGGUCAACCAAAGUGAUUCGAGCAUUAAACCAAUACGUGACGGGCAAAUGAGAGUGGAUGCCAUUUUCCAUUCACAAUUUGUCCUUAAUGAUGAUGAAUGAAUUGAGGAAAGGCUAAAAGAGACUAUUUAGAAACAGAGACCCGUCUGACAUUCUUGUAUAAAUUCCACGAUGAAUCACGUUUUCUUUUUGUUCGCUCACGAAAAAUGCACUUCUUCAGAGUCUGUCCUUUUUAUCUUUCUGCUUCCAUCAAAAUGUACAAGUCAUGCACCAGUCCUGCUAUCUCCUUCACCAAAUUAACUUCAUUUUCAUCAAUUUCGCAAAAGAGGUCAAAAACUCGAUUGACCAUUCUUUGUACAUAAUGUAAUUUAUAUUACAGUUGAACUGAAUUCUUUCAACUGGAAAUCGUUACUUCACAUUUCUUUGAAACUCGAGGGACACAAGUUCUCCAAUAGGUUUAUAUUCCUCAUAUGCUUCCAUAAUUAAGACUUUAUUAUCUUUGUAGUACUUAAAAGGUACAGAUUAAGUUCCAUUUAGGAUUUAUGGUUCUCAGUUUCAUUCAGCUCGUGCUAGUCCUACAAAAUUUCCAGUGUAGAUAUGUAAAGAUACAUUAAAGUAUUUCUAUCAGUA